CUCUUCACUCUCCAAUCCGAAGAAGAUCUCAAGGACCCCAAAAUGGCACAAUUAUUGCAAAAUAACAAAAAUACCUUCUUCUUUUUGACUACAAACACCACACUCUACUUUGACGAAGACGACCACGAAUGGUAUACCAGAAAAUUCGAUGAAGGGAAUUCCACCAUUGAGCUCCAACGGGUCAAGGAACUUAUUCCCGUAUCCAGCUGUAUGUAUACCUCAAAUUAUGGUUCAGCAACUAUUCAAAAGGAGUACAGUGCACAGAUCUCUUUGGCUGAUUCAGGGACUGCUUCUAUCGGAUUCCUCAACCUCACUUUCUACCACGAUUUUGGGCUAGCAGCCACCAUUGAGACCCUGUCGUCUUUUACCUUUACCGAUACAUUAUCCUGUACUGUUGGCCAGGGAACCUAUGCUCAGAUGUUCAUUGAGCCCCUGUAUGUGGAGGUUCCCGACUACACUAGAAUGAGGGUCAAGUUCAGGAGGGGUAAGGGCAUAGUGGUUUCCGGCUCACCAGAGAGAAGGCCAGGAUUCAGCACCUUAGUAGCCGUACAACCUAAUCACGUUUGCAAGUAUUCUCGGAGUCCAUUUGAUCUAAAAUGUGCUGGUGUAAAG
Suhomyces tanzawaensis NRRL Y-17324 is the source of this 612-nucleotide messenger RNA. RefSeq lists its product as uncharacterized. The annotation marks the transcript as partial. Lineage: Eukaryota; Fungi; Ascomycota; Pichiomycetes; Serinales; Debaryomycetaceae. The record is from RefSeq and is a predicted model, not a curated record. The transcript has a single exon.